Mangifera indica (mango) is the source of this 1543-nucleotide messenger RNA. Its product is annotated as rhomboid-like protein 20. The transcript is spliced from 8 exons. The coding region runs from base 201 to 1082 and encodes 293 amino acids. Gene Ontology annotation, molecular function: serine-type endopeptidase activity; protein binding. Gene Ontology annotation, cellular component: membrane. The record is from RefSeq and is a predicted model, not a curated record. NCBI's taxonomy places the organism in Eukaryota, Viridiplantae, Streptophyta, Magnoliopsida, Sapindales, Anacardiaceae.
AUAUUGUUGUAGUCAAAACGCAGAAGUCAAAUAAGAAAAAUAAAAGAACGCAAAAAAGAAGAAAAAAAGGUGGGAAAAGAGUCGAUUAACAUUACAAAAACACACUGAAUUCAUUGAUUAGAAACAAAGAAAGGCAAUCGAGAAUCGGAUUGCUGUGUUUAGUGGUUGGUUUCUCCGUCUCUGAUAAGAAAACAAAAAAAAUGAUAAACGGCGGUCCCUCUGGUUUUAGUAAUGCUCCAGUCACCAGAACAUUUGUCAUCGCUAGUGCGAUUUUCACCGUUUUCUUUGGGAUCCAAGGCCGUUUUAACAAGCUUGGUUUGUCGUAUGAGGACAUUUUCAAGAAUUUUCGCCUAUGGAAGUUGAUAGUGUCUGGCUUUGCCUUUUCAUCUGCACCAGAACUGAUGUUUGGGCUGUAUUUGCUGUACUACUUCAGGGUGUUUGAGAGACAGAUAGGUUCUAAUAAGUACUCAGUCUUCAUCUUGUUCUCCAUAAUGGUUUCAUUACUCUUUGAGGUCCUUGCACUAGCACUUCUAAAAGAUCCUGCUACAAACCUACUGACAUCUGGACCAUAUGGUCUUAUAUUUGCUUCGUUUGUACCCUUUUUCUUUGACAUUCCAGUUUCGACAAGGUUCCAUGUAUUUGGAGUUCGCUUUUCUGAUAAGUCUUUCAUAUAUCUAGCUGGUCUCCAGCUUCUUUUAUCAUCAUGGAAAAGAUCUCUGUUGCCAGGAUUAUGUGGGAUUCUCGCUGGUUCCUUGUACCGUCUAAAUUUCUUAUGCAUCCGCAAGGCAAAGUUCCCUGAGUUUGUUGCUUCAUUCUUUUCACGGCUUUCUUGGCCAUCUGUUGGGAGUUCGCCUGCAGCACCUAGUAGAAAUGUUGUAGGAAGUGUGCCAUCCUACACAGGGCACCAAGUGGAGAGAAGUUACCCUUCUCCAGCGCCUUCCAUCAUUGAGCCGCCUGAAGACUCCAUUGCUAUACUUGUUUCUAUGGGAUUUGACCAAAACUCUGCCAGACAGGCCCUUGUGCAGGCAAGAAAUGAUAUAAAUGCAGCUACAAACAUCCUUCUUGAAGCACAAUCUCACUAAUUCUGAAAAAAAGAGUUGUUGAGAACUUUGAACCUGGACUUCUGGAAUCCCUAGCAGAAUCACAUUGAUGCCAAGAUGUGGUGGGUAAAAAGAAAUGCCCGUUAUGUUGACCCAACUGAUAUGCUCCAGGAAUACAUCAUGGCACUCAUUUACUAUUUAGGGUUUCCAUUUUCUUUUCUUGUCGACGCUGUCUAGAUCUGUAGCUUUAAUCAUUAACAUAUCACUAUUUACAAACCAAUAUUUAGGAGCCUGUAGAAUUAUUUACCACAUAUUGGGAAACUUGCAUUGCCUUAUUGAUCAGACACUUUUGUUUCAUGCAUUCUGGUGAUUUGGCCGUGUGAUUCCUUUUAGAUGUUGUUAAGGUUGUAAAUUUGCUUAUCCUUAUUCUUGAAUUGGGUUAUUCUUACAUUCAACCAUGCCUGCCUUUUGGGUUAAAUUUCAAUUGAUUCUUCUUUCGUGCA